GGCACGGGCAUCUUUUUCCCUUCCCUAGCAGCAGCUUUUACUGGGUGAGAUAUAUUAAGGACAGCGGAUAUUCUCACGCACCCAGUCACAUCGCUCCAGUGGUCGCCCUAUCAUUGAUAGCGUGGGGACGGAGAUCUCACUGGCCCAGCUAGCCGCCGGGCUCAUGAGCGCCCCCAGACCCUGGUUCCGUGCGUCAAAACCGUCGCCAGGUGAAUUGACAAUUCCACACUCCGAUGCAAUGCCUUGAAAUGCGGGUUCAUCGCCGGAAUCCUGAUUCAAAGUGCAUCCUCAUCAUCUACCAAGAAAGCCCAGGCAAACGACAAGCGAAACGCUCUGCCCCGCCCGGGCCGUCCCACCCUAAUUAGCUCCAGGUUCAGCGAGGCUGAGAUUCAGGGGACGGGGAGACUUGGGAGAUUCCCCGAUGUCUUCCACCACCUGGACAUCUUUCUGUCCGGCCCAACUAAGCAUGGCUCUAUCCACGCCCCAGAAACGGUUCGGCCGGUUGCUUCUCUAUGUGGUCGGGGUGAUUGUCAUCCUCCUCGUCUUGUGGCCGUUGCCCUAUGCUCGGGCCACCGUGCGGAAAGGAGCUGGGGGAUCCCGGACCCAGCUGGAUGCGAUCAGGAACGAGACUUUGGGGGUUGGGAAGAUUUUUGCUAUCAGUCUCCCGAGCAGGGUGGACAAGCGCGAUAACCUGGUUCUCGGUUCAUCGGUUAGCGACUUUCACAUCGACUGGAUCGAUGGGGUCACUCCUGAUGAACUCAAUCCCAAAGCAUAUCCUUACAACUGGAAUUAUGACCACAAGCCGACCGAGUAUGCAGCUCGACGGGCGCACGUAAAUGCCUUGCAACGCAUCGUGAGGGAACGGCUAGGAAGUGCCAUCGUCAUGGAGGAUGAUGUCGACUGGGACGUAACUAUUAAGACUCAACUACAGAGCUUUGCCUUCGCGGUUCGAGCUCUCCAGGGAGUGACUCAGAAAGCAACUGAUUCGCCAUACGGUGAUGACUGGGACAUCAUCUGGUUAGGCCACUGUGGUGUGGAGUGUCGGACCGAUGUGCCCUUGUUUAUGAGCUCAAAUGAUCCCACUGUGCUUCCACCGCAUCAUUUCCUACCUUACUGGCGCGAUCCACCUCCUAUGGCGAUACCGGAUCACUCCCGCUUAGCCUGCGCCGUGCACGAUGCUGUUUGCUCAAUUGUCUAUGCUGUGAGCUAUCGUGGUGCUCAGAAGAUUCUCGCCGCUCUUUCCGUGAACCCGGGGGGGCUCGCAGAGCAGAUCGACAUUGGCGCUCAAUUCGACGUGUCCCUCGGUAGGAUGUGUGGCAACGGCUAUUUGCGAUGUUUCGCUGCCUAUCCUUCUCUAACAGGCGGUUAUCAGCCCGCCGGGCCUUUCUCCAAGGCUUCGGAUAUCCAUGACGAGGGUCAGGACGUGCAUCCCGCCUCCAGUAACGGGGUGAUGUACAGCACCAUGCUCAAUAUCAACCGUAUAUUGACCGGAGAUAAGACGGUCACUGCAACAUGGGAUGAUGCGCCGAUUCCGGUCGUUAAUCCAGUUAAUAUUUCUGCUGUUGGGGGAGCUCUACUCCUGCUAGGAGAGGAGGGGGCGUAUACCCUUACAGAUGUUGACCCAUAGAUGGGAGGAAUACGAGUCUGCUAUUUGAUAUAUCUACUGUAUGCUGUAUAAAGAACGUUUUGGUGUUCUUGGAGGAUAUCUGUUAAUCAUUUCACUUUCCAACAAAGUCUUGCUUGGUGUAGUGGUCUUUGGCCCGAGUCGUAUCCAACAGCGCUACCUGAGCUAACCAGCGGCCUUAGCCACACCCCAACCUACUUUCAAGCGCCAUAGUGGACCCUGAAUGGUGGCGAGAUGGCAUUGGUGGGCUCAGGUGCUAAAAUUGAGAAUCCAGGCGAC
Messenger RNA from Aspergillus ibericus CBS 121593, 1903 nucleotides. RefSeq lists its product as uncharacterized. The record is from RefSeq and is a predicted model, not a curated record. NCBI's taxonomy places the organism in Eukaryota, Fungi, Ascomycota, Eurotiomycetes, Eurotiales, Aspergillaceae. Bases 422 to 1627 code for a protein of 401 amino acids. The transcript has 4 exons.